This is a messenger RNA of Seminavis robusta, 1930 nucleotides long. Lineage: Eukaryota; Bacillariophyta; Bacillariophyceae; Naviculales; Naviculaceae. The record is from the annotation of a GenBank genome assembly.
AAUUCCUCUUCUCUUCUUCCGAUUAUAACCUUUGUCGCUCCAACAAAGCAAGACUAUAACCAUCCAAGCGAAAAAACUCACCACGAUGAAGAGCAUGUUUCUUACCGUCCUCUUCUUGCUCAUGGCUACCGCUCUGGCUGAGACUGCAGUGUGUGGUGUCGGAGAGUACAGCAGCACUGGAAACCCAGAGGAUUGCUCCCCUUGUGGCCGUGGAAACUAUAGCGAUGGAUCAUCUGCUGGGUGUCAGUCCUGUCCCGUCGGAACCUUUCAACCCGACAACGCCGCUGGUCCCGAUGACUCUGUCUGUACUACCUGUGAUCCUGGAUUCGUUGCCUCAGUAGGCAGCCAUGCCUGUGAGGCUUGCUCUGCUGGCACGUUUGCUCCUCCAAACUCUGAUACAUGUGUUGAAUGUCGUCCUGGUCAAUUUUCCAAUGAUGAAGCCACCGAAUGCACUCCCUGUAGUCCAGGAAGUUUUGCUCCAAUAUCAGGCAGUUCAGUGUGUUCCCUCUGUCAGCCUGGUUCUGCUACUGCUGAAUCUGGAUCCCAGACCUGUCAGUUUUGUUCUGAAGGGACAUUUUCACAAGAUUUUGGAGCUGAGAUGUGUUCUGACUGCGAUCCUGGAUCCGUUGCCCCCGUACGAAGCAGUGCAUGCCGGCCUUGUGUGGCUGGCACUUUUGCUAUUCCUAACUCAGAUUCUUGUGUGGACUGUGAUCCUGGUGAAUUUUCCGAUGAUGAAGCCACCGAAUGCACUCCUUGCAGUCCAGGAAGUUAUGCUCUACAUCCACACAGUCCUGAGUGUACCCUGUGCGACCCUGGCUCUGCUACUGCUGAAUAUGGGUCCCAGGCCUGUGAACAGUGCCCCGCUGGGACAUUUUCACAAGAUUUUGGAGCUGAUAUGUGUUCUGACUGCGAUCCUGGCUCUGUUGCCCCCGUACGAAGCAGUGCAUGCCGGGCUUGUGUGGCUGGUACUUUUGCUCCUCCAAACUCUAAUGCCUGCAUGGACUGUGGUCCUGGUCGAUUUUCCAAUGAAGCAGCCACUGAAUGCACUGCUUGUGGUCCAGGAAGUUUUGCUCCAAAUUCGAGCAGUCUCGAGUGUACCCUGUGCGACCCUGGCUCUGCUACUGCUGAAUAUGGGUCCCAGGCCUGUGAACAGUGUCCCGCUGGGACAUUUUCACAAGAUUUUGGAGCUGAGAUGUGUUCUGACUGUGAUCCUGGAUUCAUUGCCCCAGCAGGAAGUAAUGAAGUUUUGCUCCAAAUUCGCGCAAUCCCAUUUGUACCCCUUGUGAGCCCGGCUCUGCUACUGCUGAAUAUGGGUCCCAGACUUGUGAACAGUGUCCUGCGGGGGAAUAUUCCAAUGAGGGUGAUAUAUCUUGCACAUCCUGUGAUGCUGGGACAUUUUCAGCUAUUGCAGGUUCGGGGAGCUGCCAGCAGUGUCCAGCCAACAGUUUCUCUACAGGGGGAGCUACCUCGUGUACCAUCUGCGAUGAUGGGUUUGUCUCAGAUCCUGGCAGUGAAUCAUGUGUCUUGGACAGCAACGGAGGCGAUGGUGGUACGGGAGAUGGAGGAGAUGGUGGUACAGGAGAUGGAGAUGGAGGGAGAUGGUGGUACGGGAGAUGGAGAUGGAGGAGAUGGAGAUGGAGGAGAUGGUGGUAUGGGAGAUGGAGGAGAUGGAGAUGGAGGAGAUGGAAAUGGAGGGGAUGGAGGAGAUGGUGGUACGGUAGAUGGAGAUGGAGGAGAUGGAGAUGGAGGAGAUGGAAAUGGAGGAGAUGGCGGUAUGGGAGAUGGAGAUGGAAAUGGAGGAGAUGGUGGUACGGGAGAUGGAGAUGGAGGAGAUGGUGGUAUGGGAGGUGGAGGAGAUGGUGGUACGGGAGGUGGAGGUGGCCAUGAUGGAGGCAUGACAAUGGAUCCCCAUGUUCAGGUAGAAAUUUGA